CUUUCACCCACCCCCACCACCCACACAAACCCUAUAGGCUGCCGCUCCGGGAGAGAGAGAGGAGAAAAAAACGAAAAUAGUUUUACCUUUAGUCAUGUCACCUUUCACCUCACAGUCACAGUGUCCCUGUCCUCCCUUCCUCCCCUCUGUUCCAUCUCCCAGUUGCUCCGCAGAUCUCCCCUUUUUAGGCCAAACAAUCUAUUUUUCCACCACCCCCGACCCUCCUAAAAAUAGUAGCCCGCACCUCCUCCCCGCUCCUGAUGAAGCUGAUGAGACGACGAGCAACAGCAGCGAGCAACCGACGACCACUGCCACUCCAGUUAGCUGAGCAACGCUUCAGCUCCAGCUCCAGCUAGAGAUCCCUGCUGGAAUCUCCUCCACCGCUCCGACGGGCCCUCCACCGAAACCAGCCGGCAUCGCCACGAAAGAUUGAUGGACCUGCCGCCGAAGCCCGAGAGCCCGGGCGGCGGUGAUGGCGGCGGCGGAGUCGGUGGAUCGAGCAGCGGUGGGGCGUCCUCGUCGGCGGGCGGCGGCGGCGCGCCGCAGACGCCGAGCCGGUACGAGGCGCAGAAGCGGCGGGACUGGAACACGUUCGGGCAGUACCUGCGGAACCACCGGCCGCCGCUGAGCCUGGCGCAGUGCAGCGGCGCGCACGUGCUGGAGUUCCUGCGCUACCUGGACCAGUUCGGCAAGACCAAGGUGCACACGGCGGCGUGCCCCUUCUUCGGGCACCCGAACCCGCCCGCGCCGUGCCCCUGCCCGCUGCGCCAGGCGUGGGGCAGCCUGGACGCGCUGGUCGGCCGCCUCCGCGCCGCCUUCGAGGAGAGCGGCGGCCGGCCGGAGUCCAACCCCUUCGCGGGGCGCGCCGUCCGCCUCUACCUCCGCGAGGUCCGCGAGCACCAGGCGCGCGCGCGCGGCGUCAGCUACGAGAAGAAGAAGCGCAAGAAGCCGCAGCCGCCGGCCGAUCACGCCGGCGGCAGCGGAGGACACCCGCCGCCUCCGGCCCCGCCGCCCGCCGGCGCGGCGUGCUGAGGACCACCCGGCCGCCACCAGUACGACGCGCGCACGCGCCAUUUGAUACGCCGGACUGAGCAUAUUUUAUGUAGCUUUCGAUCCAUUCCCGUGUGCAUGCAUGCAUGGUUUGCUGCCAUCUUGCUCGCGAUGCUUCUUCGUCUUCCUCGAUCAGACUCUGCCGAUCGUGUGCCUUGCUACAUUGUUAUUUCUUCACUCGUGCUCUCUCUACUGCUAGCUUCAAUUAUUCCUAGCUACCUCUUAAUUUUCGUGUCAAGCAGUUCCGCUCAAUCUGCUGCUACGCUGGAAGGAAACCAAUCAAUGGAUCAUCAAUGAGACUUUGAGUUGCCUUACUUUUCA
Messenger RNA from Panicum virgatum (switchgrass), 1371 nucleotides. RefSeq names its product protein G1-like3. Gene Ontology annotation, biological process: response to light stimulus; mRNA transcription. Gene Ontology annotation, cellular component: nucleus. Lineage: Eukaryota; Viridiplantae; Streptophyta; Magnoliopsida; Poales; Poaceae. The record is from RefSeq and is a predicted model, not a curated record. The coding region runs from base 433 to 1032 and encodes 199 amino acids. The transcript is spliced from 3 exons.